CCAACCCGAAAUUUGGGUCAGAUCGGGUCUUCGGGUUGGGUUGGGGUGGUCUGGUAGGUAGUCAGAUUCUGGGGCUCUGGGCGACGCCCAUCCUGGGCGGAUCGAUGUUUCGAUCCAUGCACCCCACAGCUCUCGAUUCCCUUUUCUGGUGACUGGUUUCGUGACGUAUUGUUUUCUGGCGGACCUGGGGCCUGGAAUGCCCCGCCCCUCCGAGGCGGACAUGUAUGACACAUGUUAGCUGACGACAUACAUUUGCCGGAUCUCCGCCCUCGGGAGGCUGCCAGUCUUCAUCUAUUUGUCCACCCUCCGCAUCAGGCUUUUGUUGCAUGUCGCACUGCUGCAACUGCGUCUGCUGCAGCAGCUGGCAGUGCUGCUUCGGAUGCUCGUUCUGCGGCUCCGAGUGCUGCGGUGGAGGCUCGUCGACGUGUGCCAUGUACGCCUGUGGUUCGUUAGUCUGUGGAUGGCGGUGUUGCGCCUCGGACGGGGGAUCACCGCUCGCCUCUGCAGAAGGAGUUCGGGUCAGCUCGGGUAUGUGCAGCUCCGCGCGAGAGGCCCCAGGCCAGAGCGUCAUGCGCGAGCGUGCCCUGCAGCCGUCUGUAGAGGAGCUGCAGCUAUCGCCGAGGGUGCACAGAAGGUGGCUGUUGCAAGCACUGGAGAUUCUGCGGCGUGCCGGCGGGGGCACGGCGAUGCCCGACUGGAAGUCUGCUCCUCUGCUCCCUUUGGAGCCCGCUGCCGAGGGUGGCGCGAGUUUGGACCAGGCUUCGCCCGAUGAGAAGGAGCCCAUCACGAAGAGCGAGGAGACGGAGCUGAAGGUCUGGGCGCGCGCAGUCAUUCUCAGAGCACGCGAGCUGCAAGACGUGGGCAUAUAUCCCUCCGACGAGGUCAGCCCUGACCACCCCGACGGCCCAAACUGCUCGGACGGCCCGACCGUCACAGAGCACGUCCGAGAACACAACAGCACGCAGGUGGGAGCCACGGGCCACCAGACUGCCCUGCUGAAUUUCAACGCGAGCGUUCCGUUUCAGACACGUCGGGGACGGCAUUUCUGGAACGUUUGCAAUUGCGUCUUCUGCUCGCCAGGCUACACGUGGACGAAUCACAUGGACGGAAACGAUGAUAGCUAGUGCUGCUCAUCCGAAUCUACCCACAACGGGUCGGCGGACUCUGCCGAUAUGUGUGCUUGAUUCUCGUUUUAAGAUUGCUUUGUCAUCUAGACUGCCAGACGUGAAGCAUCUGAGGCUCGUUUCUGCCGAUCGGGUCAGAUGUAAGAGGUAGGGGGAACAACGCAGCCCUCCGUAUGUCGCGCUGCCGUCUCAUCUCCCAUGCGAGAUCGGCCAAACAGUGCAGCCAGAAGUUUUGUUGCGCUUCUUCCACCUUUUCCAGACCCAAGCCCACGUGUGCGGGCUGGUGUGCGCGCAUGCCGCAUGCUCUGUCGCUGCGACGCCUGCCUGGUGCAUGGCUUCGGGACUGGGACUCCGCAGGAGGCAGCGACACGCCGCACGAUUGGUCGUACAAGCGUGCCUUCGGCGCAGGCGACGGGCGCCCGCGGCGAGCUGCCUUGGGCUCGGCGCCCUCCUCUUCGUCCUCCUCCUCCUCCUCCUCCUCCUCCUUCUUCCCCCUCCAACUUCCAACUUAUGGCGGUGGUGGUGGUGGUGGAAAACAGGCCCAUCAUCGACGCCGUCCGUGUCGCGAGGCUCGCAGCCCCUGCGGGCGUUUUUUUUGUUUGUUCGCUGCGCGCUGAGCUGCGCCCCGUCGGGCGCGACCGCCUGGGGUGAGCGUUUGCUCGCAGGCGCCGAGGGUGCGCUGGCUCGGCAUGCGUCAAAGCAGGUGGGGCUGGAGCUGCAGCACACCGCGCGAGCGGGGCCGCCCCCCGUAGUUCAAGAAGAGGCCGCCGCCGCCGUGCAGCCGCGCCGCCUCGGAUCCGCGGCCCUCCUCCCCGCGGGGGGGGGGCGGCGGCUCCAGAAGACGCCUAGCCGGGACCCCCCCCGUGAAGGGGAGCCGGUUCGUGAUUACAGUAGGGGCGUUGACCUAAGGAACACUAAAUAAG
Messenger RNA from Prorocentrum cordatum, 2047 nucleotides. The record is from the annotation of a GenBank genome assembly. NCBI's taxonomy places the organism in Eukaryota, Dinophyceae, Prorocentrales, Prorocentraceae.